Molecule: messenger RNA, 1490 nt
Organism: Cicer arietinum (chickpea)
Lineage: Eukaryota; Viridiplantae; Streptophyta; Magnoliopsida; Fabales; Fabaceae
Product: THO complex subunit 4D
Biological process (GO): mRNA export from nucleus
Cellular component (GO): nucleus
Molecular function (GO): mRNA binding
Source: RefSeq, a predicted model, not a curated record
UAGAUAGGAACGAGAAUCUCUCGUUCUCACCCAUCCAACAAGGUACACUGUACUUCUCGAUGGAACGCGGUUUUGCGAAAGAGUACAAAGACAUGAAAGCCCCUACGUCCUUUUUUAAAUUCACAUCAAACGCUAUCUUUCUUCAAACACAUAAGAUCUGGCCGAAACCCUAAAACCCCCUUUUUCACGCAUCGAAACCCUAAUUUUCGAUCCGUCAACUUUUGCCCCCCAGAAACACAUACCGCACACUCUCACUUUCUCCAAUUUUUCUCCAUCCGAUUAUUUCUUUGUUCUUCAUCCGCGGUUUUCUACCAUCUCCAGGGUUAGAAUAUUAAAAUUACAAGAAGCAUUUGACCUUGUUAAGUUGCAAGUGCAAUGGCUUCUUCCUUGGAUAUGUCACUUGAUGACAGAAUUAAGAACAGGAGUAACAGAGGCAGAGGACGUGGCAGAGCCCGUUCAGGCCGUGGAAGUGGGACUCUUGGUGGUGGAAGAAUAACUGGUGCUGUUAAUGGUAGAAGACUGACUGGUCCUGGUAACGGUGGAAGAACAACUGGUGCUGUUCGCAGGGGUCCACUUAUGGUCAACACUCGCCCAUCAUCUUUUGCUAUUGCCAAGUCUAUUCGCAGAACCAAGCCUUUCCCGAUGCAGAAUGAUUUGUUUGAGGAUAGCCUUAGAGCUGCAGGAAUUCAAGGAGUAGAAGCCGACACAAAGUUGUAUGUUUCCAACUUGGACCGUGGAGUAACCAAUGAAGAUAUACGGGAACUUUUCUCUGAGCUUGGAGACUUGAAGCGCUAUGCUGUUCAUUAUGACAAAAAUGGACACCCAACUGGUUCAGCUGAAGUAGUCUAUAAUAGGAGAAGUGAUGCAUUUGCUGCUCUCAAACGAUAUAACAAUGUACUUUUGGAUGGAAAGCCGAUGAAGAUUGAGAUUGUUGGAACAAAUUCAGAAUUACCCAUAACCGCACGGGUCAAUGUCACUGGGAUAAAUGGACAGAGGAAGAGGACAGUUGUGAUGACGCCUAGAGGUGGUCAAGCUGGAGGUCCUGCCAUGCUAAAUCGCGGUUCUGGUUGGGGACGCCAUGCUGGCUCAAGGAUUGGUAGUGGACGCGGCCGAGGCCGUGGUCGUGUUGCCAGGGGUGGAGGUCGAGGUCUUGGCAGAGGUGGAGGUCGUGGUCGUGGAAGAAAGGAUGCAGUUGAAAAGUCAGCUGAGGAACUUGACAAAGAGCUGGAGACCUAUCAUGCUGAGGCUAUGAAUAUCUCAUAAUAUUCGAAUCAGCAAGUUUUUAGUCUAAAUUAACUAUUGGCUUCCUUGUACAGAAGCUGUUUUUCCGUGGUGUUACACCUUGAAUGCUUUACUUGGCUGUGCUGUUAAAUAUGCCGUGACGGAAUUGAAAUUUAGGUGCUGAAUGAUUUAUUGUCUUAUUUGAAGUUAUACAGUAGCUGUUUUAUGCUUCUGUUUUCUGAAAAUUAUUCCUUUUGUUUGAAGGGUAA